AUGAGCAAUCCCUUUGACAUUGAUCCAGAGCAAGUCAAGUUACCACACAAGGCUUAUACGCCAUCACUAAAAUUUUGUUCCAAAUCCGUUGAAGAAACGGCGACAGAGCUAGCCACUGAUCUAAAGCUAGGGUUGAGCAGCAAUCAAGAUGUGUUGAAUCGCAGAUCGAUAUAUGGGUCAAACGAAUUGAAUAGUGAGGAUGACGACAGUUUAGUAUGGAAGUUUAUUUCAUCGUUUUAUCAAGAUCCAUUGAUAUUGUUGUUGAUUGGGUCGGCAAUUAUUAGUUUCUGGAUGGGUAAUAGAGAUGAUGCCAUUAGUAUUACUUUGGCAAUCACGAUUGUCGUCACCGUGGGGUUUGUUCAAGAGUAUAGAUCUGAGAAAUCUUUGGAGGCGUUGAAUAAAUUGGUGCCAGCUGAGGCCAAAUUAACGAGAAAUGGCAACACAUCGCAUGUUUUGGCAUCAACUGUUGUUCCAGGAGAUUUGGUCCAUUUUUCACAAGGUGAUAGAAUACCAGCAGAUAUAAGAUUAACCGAAGCUGUGUACUUGACUAUCGACGAGAGUAACUUGACAGGAGAAAACAGACCAGUGAAAAAGACCACCGAUGAAGUGACGAUGAAGGAACCGCCUGUGAAUGAGAGGACCGAUAUUGCGUUCAUGGGCACUUUGGUCAGAGAUGGACAUGGAAGUGGUAUAGUUGUUGGUGUAGGAGCCCAAACUGUAUUUGGUACCGUUUUCGAAAUGAUGAGUGAAAUUGAAAAACCAAAAACGCCGUUGCAACAAGCAAUGGAUAAAUUAGGUAAAGAGUUGAGUAUCUUUAGUUUUAUUGUCAUUGGGUUGAUUUGUCUUAUUGGAAUUUUCCAAGGUAGGUCCUGGCUAGAUAUGUUUCAGAUUUCAGUUUCCUUGGCCGUGGCGGCUAUCCCUGAAGGUCUACCUAUUAUAGUCACAGUGACAUUGGCGUUGGGAGUGUUGCGGAUGGCAAAACAAAAAGCCAUAGUAAAGAGAUUACCCAGUGUUGAGACUUUGGGAUCGGUUAAUGUAAUUUGUUCAGAUAAAACAGGGACUUUGACUCAGAACCAUAUGACAGUGACCAAAAUCUGGACUGCUGAUUUCAAAGGCAGUUUCAACACUCCAUUUCUCGUUGUUGAAAGGCUCGACGAUAAUGCCUUACACCACCAAUUGACAGACAACAUGAGAAAAGUUUUGGAGUGUGGUAACAUAUGUAACAAUGCUCGAUAUUCCACUGAAAAUGAGAAGUACGUGGGUAAUCCUAGUGACAUUGCUUUGGUUGAAUGUUUGCCUCAUUUCGGACUCGAGGAUAUACGAGGACAAAGGGAGAGGGUGUACGAGUUGCCCUUCUCUUCUUCAAAGAAAUACAUGGCUGUUUGCGUGCACAGUGGUGAUAUGGAUAAAUCAGAGACGUUGGCAAAGGGAGCUACUGAAAAGAUUUUAGCGCACUGUAGUAAAUACUACGACGAAAAUGGUCAAGAAAAACCGCUAACCAGUGCGGUGCAGGACCUCAUUCACGACAAAUCCAAACUAUUGGCUCAUGAUGGUUUGAGAGUUUUGGCAUUUGCUCAAAACAACAAGAAGUUUCUCAAUGAAAAGGAUCAACACAGUGAGCCUGAGGAAUUGAUAUUUUGUGGGUUGAUUGGUAUGAAGGACCCACCUAGACCCAAUGUCGGCAAAUCCAUCUCGAUGUUGAUGAAAGGUGGUGUUCAUGUUAUCAUGAUUACUGGGGAUUCUCCUUCGACUGCGGUGAACAUUGCCAAACAAAUUGGCAUGCCCAUCACUGGAGACCAUUCAGUGAUGACUGGAGACCAAAUAGACCAGCUUAAAGAAGGUACAUUGAGUGAAGCCAUUCAUAAUGUGUCUGUUUUUGCAAGGACCACACCCGAACAUAAGGUCAAGAUUGUUAAGGCAUUGCAGCGCAGGGGCGAUAUUGUUGCCAUGACUGGAGAUGGUGUAAACGAUGCACCGGCGUUGAAAUUGGCCGAUAUUGGUAUUGCUAUGGGUAAGAAUGGGACUGAUGUUGCCAAGGAGGCGGCAGAUAUGGUGUUGACUGAUGAUGAUUUCAGUACUAUAUUGAGUGCCAUUGAAGAAGGUAAAGGGAUAUUCAACAAUAUUCAAAAUUUCAUUACAUUCCAAUUGAGUACCAGUAUUGCUGCCUUGACUCUUGUUGCAUUGAGUACAUUUUUUGGAUUGCCUAAUCCAUUAAAUGCCAUGCAAAUUCUCUGGAUCAAUAUAUUGAUGGAUGGACCACCAGCCCAAUCCUUGGGAGUUGAGCCAGUUGACCAUGAAGUUAUGAAUAAGCCUCCCAGAAAGCGUAAUGACAAGAUCCUCACCACUCAUUUGAUCAAGCGGGUACUACAAUCAGCAGCCAUCAUCAUUAUUGGCACGUUGUACAUUUUUGUCAAGGAGAUGGAGGAUGGGCAAAUCACAUCUAGGGACACCACAAUGACCUUCACGUGCUUUGUGUUGUUUGACAUGUUUAAUGCGUUAUCAUGUCGUCAUUAUUCCAAAUCGAUAUUCACCAUGGGGUUGAGUAAUCAAAUGUUUAAUUUUGCCGUGUUGGGAUCAUUGGCUGGGCAGCUAUGUGCCGUUUACGUGCCGUUUUUCCAAGGCAUUUUCCAAACCGAAGCAUUGUCGUUGGGGGAUAUCGUGCAUUUGUUGAUGUUGACGAGCACGGUGUUUAUUGCUGAUGAAGUGAGAAAGUAUUUCGUUAGGCGGAGGACAAUAACUACUAAUAAUUACAAUUAUGGGGUAUAG
This is a messenger RNA of Lodderomyces theae, 2766 nucleotides long. RefSeq names its product Ca(2+)/Mn(2+)-transporting P-type ATPase (gene PMR1). Gene Ontology annotation, molecular function: ATP binding; P-type calcium transporter activity; ATP hydrolysis activity. Bases 1 to 2766 code for a protein of 921 amino acids. The transcript has a single exon. Gene Ontology annotation, cellular component: plasma membrane; Golgi membrane; endoplasmic reticulum. The record is from RefSeq and is a predicted model, not a curated record. NCBI's taxonomy places the organism in Eukaryota, Fungi, Ascomycota, Pichiomycetes, Serinales, Debaryomycetaceae. Gene Ontology annotation, biological process: calcium ion transmembrane transport; manganese ion transport; intracellular calcium ion homeostasis.